AUGAGCGGCUUCAGUUUCGGCGCGGGGGGAGGGUCGACGGGCGGCGGGUUCAGCUUCGGAGCGUCCUCAGGCGCGGCGGCGUCUCCAGGAGCAACGGCGCCCGCGUCCGGCGGUGGGUUCUCGUUCGGGGGCGCCCCCGCGUCUAGCGCGGGCCUGAGUUUCGGCGCGUCGCAGGGCAAUGCCUCGGGAGGCGCGGGCGGCUUCUCCUUCGGCGCGGGCGGCGCCCCGGCGACGAGCACUCCAGCCAGCAGCGCGGGCUUCAAUUUUGGCGCCUCUGGAGCGCAAACCUCCACAGGGGGCGCCGGAUCUCUGUUCGGAUCCGCGUCGUCCGGCGCCGCUUUCGGCGCCCCUGCGUCGAGCGCCGCGGCCGCACCCUCGUCCACGCCCAGCCUGGCGUUCGGCGCCUCGCAGCCCGCGAGCUCCGCCAGCCCGUCCACCGGCUUCGGCUUCGGCGCGCCCGCGUCGCAGGCCGCGCCGUCCUUCGGGUCCUCGCAGCCCGCCAGCAGCGCCGCGCCCGCAUCGUCGGGGGGGGGGUUCGGGUUCGGUGCAGCGUCGUCCGCGCCUGCGGCGUCGUCAGGGCCGGCGCUGGGCUUCGGCGCGAAUCCCGCGACGUCCGCGGGGGGCACCGCGCCGGCGUUCGGCGCGUCCUCGCAGCCGGCGAGCGGCGGGCUGUCGUUCGGGGCGGCAGGCGGCGCGUCCUCGCAGCCAGCGAGCAGCGGCGGACUUUCCUUCGGCGCAGCAGGCGGCGCGUCCUCUCAGCCAGCGAGCAGCGGCGGACUUUCCUUCGGGGCGGCAGGCGGCGCGUCGUCGCAGCCAGCGAGCAGCGGCGGACUUUCCUUCGGCGCAGCAGGCGGCGCGUCCUCUCAGCCGGCGAGCAGCGGCGGACUUUCCUUCGGGGCGGGGCAGCCCGCGACGCCGGCGGGGCAGACGGCGGCGCCCGCGGGCGUGCAGGCGAAGCUCCCGAGCAAGAUCAAGGGGCUGACGGUGGACAACAUCGUGGGCGCGUGGACGCGAGAGAUGGAGAACCACUCCAAGGCGUUCGUCGAGAUGGCUCGGCGUCUGAGUAAACAGGACGAGGCGGUUCUGCGUUCCCGGCAGGCGCUCAUUUCGCUCGAGGGCGAGGCCGACGGCGCCGUGCGCGUGCUGAACAAGCUGCAGCAGAUGAUCGGCGCGCUCGAGCAGCAGCAGGCCGACGUCGAGGUCGCGCUGAACGAGAUCCGGCCGCGCGCCGCGAACCUCUACCGCGCCGAGACGCAGCAGUACCUCGACAGCGAGGCGCAGCAACGCGACGCGCUGUACGACCAGGCGAUGCGGGUGUGCCAGGACCUGCACUCGAUCCAGUCGCGGCUCAACGAGAGCGUUGACGCGGUCAACAAGGUGACGGAGACCGCGCUCAAGGAGCAGGGCUCCGCGCUGCCCUACAUUGAGAGUGUGGUCUCCAACCAGCUGAGCACGCUCGAGCGGAUGGACAAGCGCGUGAGCGAGCUCGAAGAGAGCCUCACGGGCGCGGAACAGAACCUCCAAGCGGGCGCGAUGGGGCGCGGGAGACAGUAG
Molecule: messenger RNA, 1554 nt
Organism: Pedinophyceae sp. YPF-701
Lineage: Eukaryota; Viridiplantae; Chlorophyta; Pedinophyceae
Source: the annotation of a GenBank genome assembly